Molecule: messenger RNA, 2180 nt
Organism: Ochlerotatus camptorhynchus
Lineage: Eukaryota; Metazoa; Arthropoda; Insecta; Diptera; Culicidae
Product: aquaporin AQPAn.G-like
Exons: 4
Coding region: 203-1123 (306 amino acids)
Biological process (GO): transmembrane transport
Cellular component (GO): plasma membrane
Molecular function (GO): channel activity
Source: RefSeq, a predicted model, not a curated record
GAAAACGCUUUCCUUAGCAGGGCGAAAACAUCCAAUCGUUAGUUUGCCUCAGCCUGGCGCGCAAAUCGGUCGUGUUUUCCAAUUCGUCUAACGUCUUGAUUUCGGCGACGGUGCUAUUCGUGAAAGGUCAGUGUGGAAGUGCAUACAGCAACGUGUUGUAAUACCGGUUUUUAUAGCCGUGGUGUAACGUGCUCCGUUGAAGAUGGCCACAAAUCAACAGAACGGGAAGGAAUUUCGCUUGCCGAUGCCUCUGGACCAGGCAGCCGUCGAACAAAAUGCGGAGAAGAACCGUUCGUUUUUGGGCACCGGCCGCUGCACGAGAGAUGUGGUCUCAAUCUUCCUGGCGGAAUUCUGUGGCACGGCGACGCUACUCUUUCUGGGCUGCAUGUGCGUUGUGUCCGGAUUUGGCAACAGUCCGACUAAUGUAGCCGGCGGCAUAGGCUUCGGAUUCACGGUUAUGAUAGUCAUUAUCAUAUUCGGACAUAUCUCCGGUGCGCAUAUCAAUCCCUGCGUGUCGAUCGCGGCCGUUGUCUACGGAACGCUGAAUAUUCCGAUGUUCAUCCUGUACCUGAUUGCUCAGUUUUCCGGCGGAAUCUGUGGCUAUGGGCUGCUGAUGUCCGUUACUCCGAUGAAAUAUUUCGCUAUGGCGAUGGAAACCGGAAACGGAUCAUGUGCCACCGCCCCUCACAGUGACCUGAGUAUAGUGGAAGCCUUCGGUGUGGAAUUCUUUAUAACUGGAAUUCUUGUUUGGACUUGCUGUGGACUUUGGGAUCCCCGGAACAGCAAGUUCGGUGAAGACACACCGGUCAAAUUUGCACUGAUCGUCGGUGGAAUUUCCAUUGCUUCAGGACCGUACACCGGUGCUAGUAUGAACCCUGCAAGAACGCUGCCUCCGGCUAUUUGGAAUGGGAGCUACAAGGCUCUGUGGGUUUACUUCAUUGCACCACCAUUGGCCGGAUUGGUAAUGCCACUGAUCUAUAAGUACGUCUUCCGAAGGGAGCCUCUGCAGGAGGAGCAAACGGCGGUUCAGCUUAACAGGAGACCCGAAGAUAUAAGAGCUCCUAUGUGUGUGUGUGUGUGUCAUCCUCUAUCCCUCACCCAGCCGGGGGCGUUGGACAAGUAGAACUACGAAUAAUUUGAUCAAAUCUAAUGCUUCGUAAUGGUGCCUUUUAUACUGUGAAGACUAGUACUUCAAAAAGGGUGUAACUUUUGACGCAAGACAGGGAGUCCUCAACAAGUUAAGGGAACAGGAUGCACUAGAUGUCCACAACAGGUACAGCAAAACAUCACAUAGACGCCCUUAUUCACACUAAAUACUCAGGGGGUAGAAGGUCAACAAGAGCCACCGCCGCCAACUAAAGCUUGAGCCGGGUACCUGGGACUUCCACGAUAUACCCGCGGCAAUGGUCAGCAGACGAUACCCUGUGCGUCUUUAGUAUGUAAUAUGUUUUAUUUGGAUACACAAAAUGUUUGAAGCCAUGCGUCAUCUAAACCAUAAUUUGUAUCACCACAAAUACACUUGUCAACAAUCUUCAAUUGGAACGUACUCACCAAAUCACUUCACCCGAGAGUGCAUUCCCGAUGCUUCCACGCAUAUCCCUAAACAAUUCCUCCUCCAGCGACUCCAACCACACAACAACCAAAUAUCACUUUUCUUCGCUUUUCUUUUUCAAGUCACAAAACCCUUACAAUAGAUCAGCGCCGUUCUCAUCACCGCCUAAAUAAACUGAAAUUAAAAUUUUCACUCGCACACGGAUAACCGUCCGGGAGGCAGAGUGCCAGCGCUUAUCCGGCAAAUGCAGCUGAAAACUAUGAAAGCGAAUGCAAGCAAAAACAGAGAACAAACUUAAAACACAACCGUAUCCAAAAGCGUUCGAAACUCGACCUCGAAGAUAUAAAAGCUCACAUUGCGGAUGAAAAGGUUCGGUACUAAUUCAACAACGACUGGCGACCAAUUGAAACGUUGGCAGCUGCUAUAAUAUUAUGUUAAGUAGCAUAAAAUAUCGUGAUAAACUAGAGGUAAUCUAUUCUCAUAAUGAUGAUAUUGGAAAUUAUAUCAACUUAAGGCUACACUUUACGAUAGGCAAGCUUACUAUUUUUAAGAAAUAUUAUUAUAAGAGACCAUAUUUCAGAUCAUAGCUCAAUUUUGUGAACUAUUUGAUGGAAAUAAAAUAAAAAAA